Messenger RNA from Caenorhabditis angaria, 361 nucleotides. The record is from the annotation of a GenBank genome assembly. Lineage: Eukaryota; Metazoa; Nematoda; Chromadorea; Rhabditida; Rhabditidae.
AUGGUAUAUGAGGAUUGGCGACAAUUGGAACCCACAUUUUUCAAAGUUCGAGUUCAAGAUUCAAAGAAGAAAACGAGCAGGUAAAAAUAAUAAGGCAUACUUACACCAACUCAAAUAGAAAAUAUUCAGGACCACAUCAGCUUACGCUUUAUUUUUCCGCGAGCGCCAAGUUGCCGAGAAACGUCGUGCUCCUCAUCAAACAUUCGGUCAACUCAGCCAAAACAUCGCAGCACAGUGGGAACAUUUGACAGCGGAAGAAAAAAAUCAAUACAAACUUCGUUGCGAGUCCAAAAAACGAUGCAAUAUUGAAAAAGCAGUGGAGGAAAGAGCAAAAAUGUUGCUCGGUGUUAUCAAAAAAUGA